GUGGCCUCCAUCUUGAGCUCGACGGAAGCUGUCAACAUAAAUCUGAGGCGUGUUGAUCUGCGUUCACUUCAGAGUUAAAAGUUGAAUCAUUGGGCGUCAGGUUCGUAACCAGGAAGUGGAUAAAAAAAAACUGACUAAUACGUUGUAACAUGUGGUAGCUCAGCACAUAUUUACCUGUAGUUAAUACCCAUCAACAGAACCAGCGAUGGGAGCCAACAGUAGUAGUAUGGGGGAGCUGGCUAACAAUGACUACCUAAAACGUCUGGCCAGUAACACCUCCAUCAACCCUAUAGACCCGUUCUGGAACCAGCUUCUCUCCUACUCCUUCCUUAUACCCAUCAACAGUGCUGAUGGUAAACUGCUGGAGGAGUCCACAGUCGGGAUCUGUAAGACUUUAGCUAUUAAUAAUGCAAGGUCAGGUAACUUCGGAGCACUUGUCCGUAACUUCCUCGUACGGGCGACAGAACUGAAGGCCUCGGCACAGUGUGAAGAUAACAUCUUUACCUGGCAGACAUACAAUGCCCUGUUCAUCAUCAGGAGCCUGUGUAAAUACUUUGUUGAACACCUCAGCGAGGAGCUCAUUGUACAGCAGUUUGAGGCCAAGCCCCCAGACAUGGGAGGAUAUGCUGAUCCUGAGGACAUCGGGCCGUUAACAGAGGAACUGAUGAACUCUCUAGUAGAACUCCUCGUCGAUGUUCCAGUCCUGAGUUUUACGUACGCCCUCCAUCUUGAGGCUCUCAACACGCUGUUAGUACUACUAUCCCUGCAGAUGUUUCAGCCUCAACCUGCCUCAAAGUUUAUCCUGUUCAAGUACAUUAUGCAGGGUCGAUGCUCCAUCCAUGCUUGCCUGUUAGUUAAAUCUCUGUUACGGAAUUUUUCAAGUCAGGAGAAAUGUCCUCCCGAGUUAUACAAACAAACUGGAGACGGCGCUAGUGUCAUGGCCUCUGUCGCUGCCAGUUUUUGGUCAGUGAUGACAUUGGGAAUGGGAGGAGCUGCAGAAAAAAAGGAAGAGGAUUUUCAUGAAACAUUAUUAGCCAAUCAGAGCCUACUAUUUCUGUUGGUGCUGACAAACCACUGUACAACAGAACACAGCACGCACAACCCCUACAGACAGGCAUUGUUUGCCUUCACGAACUCACAAGAUCCAUCAUCUUCAAGUCCUACAAAAACACCAGCCACAUUCAAACUAGAUUUUAGCCAUUUGUACGAUGCCUUAUGUGUUGCCCUAAGAGACGACCAAUCAACACUGCUGUUAUAUCUACUGAUACACCGGAACACACUAAUGAAAGCAUUUAUUCUGUCCAGGACAAAUAUCGAUCAACUGGUGAUGCCGUUACUGAAAAUUCUAUACCACGCUCAGGAUAGAAACUCCCACCAUAUCUACAUGGCCCUAAUUAUUCUCCUCAUUCUCAGUGAGGACGACGUCUUCAACAAGGCCAUACACGAAAUAGUGAUAAGAAAUAUUCCCUGGUUCAAAGAGAGGCCGAUCUCGGAGAUAACACUAGGUGGUCUUCUGAUCCUUGUAGUCAUCAGGACGAUACAGUACAAUAUGACCCGCAUGAGGGAUAAAUACCUUCACACAAAUUGUCUAGCUGCCCUUGCCAAUAUGUCAUCACAGUUCACCAAUCUACAUCCUUAUGUUUCACAACGUCUUGUCAGUUUGUUUUCCCAGUUGUGUAAAAAGCACUCGCGCAUCAUUGAGCAGAUACGACAGGCUGCUAUGGAACCUGCAGGGACAGGAGAGGCGGAGGGCGGCACGAAGAAGGAGGAACAGGAAGAGGAAGGAGAGAAUGAACAAGACUACAUGCAGGACCUAGCUGUACUGGAGGAGGUGAUACGGAUGAUGUUGGAGAUCAUCAACUCCUGUCUGACGAGUUCCCUCCACCAUAACCCCAACCUGGUGUAUACCCUUCUCUAUCGUAAGGAGCUGUUCGCUCAGUUCAGGACGCAUCCCACCUUCCAGGAUAUCAUACAGAACAUCGAUACAGUACUUUCAUUCUUCAAUACAAAGUUAGAACAAAAUGGUCACACAGCUACAGUGUCUCCGGCUGAAGUGCUGGAAUUGAUCAAAGAUGGCUCCAAACAAUUUCGGAGAGAUCACUUAAGGAAAUUUCCUGAUCUGAAGUUUAAAUAUGUGGAGGAGGAGUCGCCGGAGGAAUUCUUCAUCCCCUACAUCUGGUCGCUCGUCUAUCACUCCUCCAACAUGUACUUCAACGCCUCACGUAUCGUCCUUUUCUCUCUCACCAGCUCCUGAUAACGCCAUGUGACUAAGGUCAAGGUCAUUGUGAAACUGAUAAAGGUCACAACGGUCUUAGCCAUAAUGAUACUGGUGAAGGUCACAGUUCAAGGCCAUAAUGAUACUGUGGUAAAGGUCACAGUUCAAGGCCAUAAUGAUACUGUGGUAAAGGUCACAGGUCAAGGCCAUAAUGAUACUGUGGUAAAGGUCACAGGUCAAGGCCAUUAUGAUACUGUGGUAAAGGUCACAGCUCAAGGCCAUUAUGAUACUGUUGGUCAAGGACAUAUCGUACUGUGAUUAAAUUUACUGACAUCAAGGCCAUAUUGAAACUGGUGAAGGUCAUAAUAACAACUAUGUAACAUAAUGUUAGUGUUGUAAAGGUCAUGACACAUAUGGAACAACCAACUUCAAAUCAGGAUCAAAAGGUCGCAGAGGUCAAAGACAUACUGAACUAAAGUUGUGAUUACUAAUCUUUGUUCAAAAGUAUAACUAUUCCUAUGAUGAUGUUGCCUGGACUAUUGCCACAAUCAUAGGACCCUUAUUGGAUAGUGGUCAAGGUUAUGUGAUUACUAGGACCGUUAUUGGCCAGUGGUCAAGGUCGUGUGAUUACUAGGACCAUUAUUGACAAUGGUCAAGUUCGUGUGACUGCUACCGAACAAAGUGUCAUGCUCAUUUGAAUAGUGAUAUUGAUGCUGCAGUUCUUACGAUGUCUGAUAAUUGUUUAGUUAUUUCGUUAAAUACUUUUACAUAUCAUUAUCAAAAUCUUUUCGUAUAUUUAUGGUUAAAAUCAUAAAGGACACCAUAUUGUGUUACCAGGGCAACGAAGACAUCGUUGAGGAUUUCCGCCAUGUUUACUGGCUGAUCCCAUCGCCUGAAGUAGAAAAGUCAGAUGAAAUAAGGUCUAAAUUUGAAUUUGAUCAGGAUUGUUAUGAUGGUGGAAUGUUUAUUCUGUCAAUGGGUAAAAAUUUGGCAAUAAAACGGAAUAAAUCUAUGUACUAUAUAUAUAGUGUAUGUUAAACUAUUAUGUAUAUGUGUAAAAGUUGAGAGUUCGGUCCCCUUACUAUCUCGGACUAAUGAGAUUUCCGUUUAACCUAAUGGUAGAAUGUCUGAUUAGAGAGAGUGUGUGGCCGUUAUCUCCAGCCCGUGUUUGGGAAGGAUAUUUUUAUUACUCCUUCCUAAAAUAUUUGUAUAUACCAAGAACACACUUGUAAAAAUGUUUAUUAUAUAGAUAAAUAUAUAGCGGCUUUGUCUGUGAUACUGCCUCCAAGUCUUUUAUGUUAAAGCUUAAGAAUAUUUCAUGUUAAUAUUUAAAAUUUAUGUCAAUCUUUGUCAAAAAGCAUGAGGCAUCGCUUGUACUUAGCAGAAUACUGUGAAAUAUGUACUAACACUUUAGCUUUAUUAAUUCAUGUAUAGGUAAACUUGUUAAACUGUUUUAAUAUUUCCUGGGGAAAAUAGUGAACAGGGCCCAGACCAUCACUUGUAAGGGGUACAGUGAAAUCUGUAGUAACACUGCAGCUGUAUUGUUCUAUACGUAGAUAAAAUUUACGUGAAGAUAAAAUUUACGUGAAGAUGGAGGAUUAUAUAUCCAGGGCUUAAAUGAAUAUUUUUUUACUAUUACAUAGUAAUAUUGAUUAAAACGGUUGUGUUCUCCUUGUUUAACUGUUUAAAUAUUUCCUCAAGAAAAUUGUAGUAAUAAUAGAUCUUUUAUUCAAAAUUCAUUUAUGUUUGAACAGAAUCCAGAUAAGUAUUUCAGUUCCAAACUUUUGAUGUGGAAAUGUGAACACAAUUCUUAAAUGUCUGUUCAAUAUUUCUGAAAUGUUUCGAACACCGAUUUAAUAUUUCUUCUGAAAAUUGAUGCUGUAAAACGGGUUAAUCAGUUAAAGUUAGUCAACAUAUAUAGUCGGAUCAGAUCUCUUUUAUAGAGGAGUUGUUCUCACCAUCAAAAAUAGGUAUUACAAGUUUAACAUACUUCAGAUCUACAAAAGUCUCCAACCACUGGGAAAGUUUAAAUUUUAGAGACAAGGAAUUUGUCUGUCAGCAUAAUUGACAGUGCUGAUUCAUAAACAAUUGUAUUCAUGUAUAAGCUUCACUUACUGCCUGUACAGGAGUAGGUAAAUAUCUUCUUCCAAGCUAUAGCUAUCAGAUAUGUUUUUCCAAGCAAAACCAUUUUUUGUGAAUUGUACACAUUUGUAUGAGUACAUGUAUAUGUUUGUAUUUAUUUUAUGUCUUUCAAACAGUUUAUGUGUGAUUGAUAAGAUACUUUACAGUUUCCUUACAAAAUUUUUGGCUAUAAAUUACUUGUUUUGAAGUUGCGUAUGCUAUUUUUACAAGAGCGACCUAACUCUUAUGUGAAAUGACGAUUGGUCGUCAUAUUAAUUCACAUUAAGAGUUGUCAUAUUCAUUUUUGAUUAAAGUCCGUUUUACACUACUUUCAGAUGAAAGUUGAUUUUCAUGUUGAUUUGAAAUUAUAGUAAAUUUUGACCUUAAUUCAAGACGAGAGUGCAAUUGCCAUGUUGUGAUGAGAGUCAAUAUUCCAUGAAUUUUUAAAUGAAUGCAAUUCUGAUGUAGGCUGUGAAAGUCGGUUUUCACAUUAAUUUGUGAUGAGACAUUCUAAAUAUCUCGCUUAACACUAACAUAUUUUUUGCUAAUUUAAAAUUCAAAUCCUAUUGAAUGAAGGUGGCAGUAAGACUGAGUAGAAGUCUUAUUGAUUUAGAGUCUAGCUAGCUGAUAGAUCAAAAGGUUUCAUCGUCAUUUUCAUCGUCAUUUCUUCCACAAUUUGUUAAUAUAAUCUGUAUAUAUAGAAAUAAACCACUGUGUAUUCAAAUGAAUUUUUACAGAGUAAAAUGAAAUGUAUCAAGAUGUAGAGAAGAUGUGAACAAGAACACAAUUUGUGUCAGAUUUGCCUGUAAAAGUAUAUUUAUAUACGUGUAUUUAUCACUUUGAACAUGUAUAGAUUUAAUGUUAAGCUUAUCCCUAUAGUUAAACAAAGGCGGUAGUUCUAAUAGAUCAGAAAGGGUUUGCAUUGGAAACCUGUCAUUUAAGGAGGCUUGCCCGCAGAGAGAUCAGAAAAAUUGGCUAAUAGAAAAAGAUUUUUUACACAUGACAGAUUGUUGGAAUUGUUGAGUUUUUCAUUUUAUUUUCCUUA
Messenger RNA from Pecten maximus, 5381 nucleotides. RefSeq names its product dymeclin-like. The record is from RefSeq and is a predicted model, not a curated record. The transcript has 17 exons. Gene Ontology annotation, cellular component: Golgi apparatus. Lineage: Eukaryota; Metazoa; Mollusca; Bivalvia; Pectinida; Pectinidae. Gene Ontology annotation, biological process: Golgi organization. Bases 206 to 2254 code for a protein of 682 amino acids.